AUGACAACAGAAUUAUAUGGAGGAGCAAUAACUAUUUCUAAAUUACCUAAUUCAUUCAUUGAUAUAUCUCAAAUUCGACAAGUCCCUGAUACUCAAGAAGUAUUUAUUAAUCAAUUAUCUAGUCAUAAUGAUAGCCACGAUGUCUCUGGAUCAUUUGAUCAUUCAUUUAUAAUUGAUUUAUUGGAAAGAGUUGAUCCUAUUGAUUAUCAAGAAGCAAUUCAUUUACAUUUACAAGACAUUGUUCCUCCUCAUGUUCAUAAUCAACUAAUUGAACAAAUUAAACAACAACAACAAGAAGAAGAAGAUAAUGAAGAAGAUGAUGAUGAUGGAAUAAUACGAUAUUUUAGUUUUGUUCAAUUUAAACCCCAAUAUAAAAAAUCCGAUCCAAAUGAAUCACCAAAACAAAUUAUCACUUUAAUAUGUUUAAUUCGAUUAGAAAAAGUUGAUACUGAUGUUUUAUUACAAUAUAUAAUUCCUUUAAAAAGUGAAAACGAAAAUGUCAAUGUCAAUUUCGAAGGAUCUACAAAAGUGGAUAAAAUCGUGAAAGAAAGUUAUGAUUUAUUUAAAAAGAUUGCUUUAAGUUUUACCGUUAAAGAUUGGAAUUUAUUUGGAUAG
Molecule: messenger RNA, 615 nt
Organism: Candida albicans SC5314
Lineage: Eukaryota; Fungi; Ascomycota; Pichiomycetes; Serinales; Debaryomycetaceae
Product: Ran GTPase-binding protein
Exons: 1
Coding region: 1-615 (204 amino acids)
Biological process (GO): protein import into nucleus
Cellular component (GO): nucleus
Molecular function (GO): guanyl-nucleotide exchange factor activity; small GTPase binding
Source: RefSeq, a predicted model, not a curated record